This is a messenger RNA of Drosophila willistoni, 3621 nucleotides long. RefSeq names its product chromatin-remodeling complex ATPase chain Iswi (gene Iswi). Gene Ontology annotation, biological process: regulation of transcription by RNA polymerase II; nucleosome organization. Gene Ontology annotation, cellular component: nucleus; chromatin. Gene Ontology annotation, molecular function: ATP binding; nucleosome binding; DNA binding. The transcript has 6 exons. NCBI's taxonomy places the organism in Eukaryota, Metazoa, Arthropoda, Insecta, Diptera, Drosophilidae. Bases 126 to 3206 code for a protein of 1026 amino acids. The record is from RefSeq and is a predicted model, not a curated record.
UUUCCCGCUCACGCUCACACAUACAGAUGUGAGAAAACUAACAACACGCUUCUUGUAAAAUUGUAUUUAAAUUGCGAGAAAAACUGAAUUAAACAUUAAAUAAAACUGUAAUAAGAUUUAAAAACAUGUCCAAGCCUGAGACCGCCGCCGUGGAGGCCAAUGAAGAGAAUUCGAAUGAGACAACUUCGGAUGCGGCCACCAGUUCCUCGGGUGAAAAGGAAGCGGAAUUUGAUAACAAAAUUGAGGCGGAUCGUAGCAGACGCUUUGAUUUCCUGCUCAAGCAAACGGAAAUCUUCACCCAUUUUAUGACAAACAGCACAAAGAGUCCCACAAAGCCCAAAGGCCGGCCAAAGAAGAUCAAGGACAAAGACAAAGAGAAGGAUAUUGCCGAUCAUCGCCAUCGAAAGACCGAACAGGAGGAGGAUGAGGAACUCCUGGCCGAGGAUUCGGCUACUAAGGAAAUAUUCCGUUUCGAUGCGUCACCCUCGUACAUUAAGUCGGGUGAGAUGAGAGAUUAUCAGGUGCGUGGUCUCAACUGGAUGAUAUCCUUGUAUGAGAACGGCAUUAAUGGCAUCUUGGCUGAUGAAAUGGGUCUGGGUAAGACCUUACAAACUAUAUCCUUGUUGGGUUAUCUGAAGCAUUUCAAAAACCAAGCUGGCCCCCAUAUAGUAAUCGUGCCGAAAUCCACCCUGCAGAAUUGGGUGAAUGAGUUUAAGAAGUGGUGUCCUUCACUGCGUGCUGUCUGCCUGAUUGGUGACCAAGAUACACGUAACACAUUCAUACGUGAUGUCCUGUUGCCUGGAGAAUGGGAUGUUUGUGUCACCUCCUAUGAGAUGUGCAUAAGGGAGAAAUCCGUUUUCAAGAAGUUCAAUUGGCGUUAUCUGGUCAUCGAUGAGGCUCAUCGCAUUAAGAACGAGAAAUCCAAGUUAUCCGAGAUUUUGCGCGAAUUCAAGACAGCCAAUCGUUUGCUUAUCACUGGAACACCCUUGCAGAAUAAUCUCCAUGAGUUGUGGGCUCUGUUGAAUUUCUUAUUGCCUGAUGUAUUCAACUCAUCCGAAGAUUUUGAUGAAUGGUUCAAUACGAACACUUGUCUGGGCGAUGAUGCUUUGAUUACCCGACUUCAUGCAGUCCUCAAGCCUUUCUUGUUGCGUCGUCUAAAGGCUGAGGUGGAGAAACGCCUAAAGCCGAAAAAGGAAAUGAAAAUCUUUGUUGGACUCUCGAAAAUGCAACGUGAUUGGUAUACAAAGGUAUUGCUCAAGGAUAUCGACAUUGUGAAUGGUGCCGGCAAAGUGGAGAAAAUGCGAUUGCAAAACAUUCUCAUGCAGCUGAGGAAGUGUACCAAUCAUCCGUAUCUGUUUGAUGGAGCUGAACCAGGUCCACCAUAUACCACCGAUACCCAUUUGGUCUAUAAUUCGGGAAAAAUGGCUAUAUUGGAUAAACUUUUGCCCAAGUUACAGGAGCAGGAAUCUCGUGUCCUGAUUUUCUCACAAAUGACUCGCAUGUUGGACAUCCUGGAGGAUUAUUGUCAUUGGCGGAAUUACAACUAUUGCCGCCUGGAUGGUCAGACGCCUCAUGAAGAUCGUAAUCGCCAGAUCCAGGAGUACAAUAUGGAGAAUAGCACAAAAUUCAUAUUCAUGUUGUCCACAAGAGCCGGUGGCUUGGGAAUCAAUUUGGCCACAGCUGAUGUGGUUAUUAUCUAUGAUUCCGAUUGGAAUCCCCAAAUGGAUUUGCAAGCCAUGGAUCGUGCCCAUCGUAUUGGUCAGAAGAAACAAGUGCGUGUCUUUCGUCUAAUCACUGAGAGCACGGUGGAGGAGAAAAUUGUAGAGCGUGCUGAGGUUAAGUUGCGUUUGGAUAAAAUGGUUAUCCAGGGCGGACGAUUGGUCGACAAUCGUUCCAAUCAGCUAAAUAAGGACGAGAUGUUGAAUAUUAUUCGUUUUGGCGCCAAUCAAGUAUUCAGUUCCAAGGAAACCGACAUCACAGAUGAGGACAUCGAUGUCAUUUUGGAGCGUGGUGAAGUUAAGACAGCCGAACAAAAGGCUCAAUUGGAUAGCUUGGGUGAGAGUUCCUUGAGAACUUUCACCAUGGACACCAAUGGCGAGGCUGGUUCGUCAUCAGUCUAUCAGUUCGAGGGAGAAGAUUGGCGUGAGAAGCAAAAACUUAAUGCUUUGGGCAAUUGGAUUGAGCCGCCAAAGCGUGAACGCAAAGCCAACUAUGCUGUGGAUGCCUAUUUCCGUGAAGCUCUCCGAGUAUCCGAACCAAAGGCACCAAAGGCGCCACGCCCACCCAAACAACCGAUUGUCCAGGACUUUCAAUUUUUCCCACCCCGCUUGUUUGAGUUGCUUGACCAGGAGAUUUACUAUUUCCGCAAGACAGUGGGCUACAAAGUGCCCAAGAACACGGAACUCGGCUCUGAGGCCAGCAAAGUGCAGCGUGAGGAGCAGCGUAAAAUUGACGAGGCCGAACCCCUUAGUGAGGAUGAAUUUCAAGAGAAGGAGGUUCUACUAUCCCAGGGUUUUACCACAUGGACGAAACGGGAUUUCAAUCAAUUUAUCAAAGCCAAUGAGAAAUAUGGCCGUGAUGAUAUCGAGAAUAUAGCCAAGGAUGUGGAGGGCAAAACACCUGAAGAGGUUAUCGAAUAUAAUGCUGUAUUCUGGGAGCGUUGCACCGAAUUGCAGGACAUUGAGCGCAUAAUGGGACAAAUAGAGCGAGGCGAAGCCAAAAUUCAACGGCGUUUGUCUAUUAAGAAAGCCUUGGACCAGAAGAUGUCUCGCUAUCGUGCUCCAUUCCAUCAACUUCGUUUGCAAUAUGGCAACAAUAAGGGCAAAAAUUAUACAGAAAUUGAUGAUCGUUUUCUUGUUUGCAUGCUACAUAAAUUGGGCUUUGACAAGGAGAAUGUCUACGAAGAAUUGCGAGCAGCUAUAAGAGCUUCACCCCAGUUUCGUUUCGAUUGGUUUAUUAAAUCCCGCACAGCUUUGGAGAUUCAGCGUCGUUGUAACACUUUGAUUACCCUAAUCGAACGUGAGAAUCUCGAGCUAGAGGAAAAGGAACGUGCCGAGAAAAAGAAAAAGGCACCAAAGGGUGGCACUCCGGCGAGUAGUGGCAGUACAUCUAGUACACCGGCUCCACCACCCCAACCCAAGGCCAAUCAGAAACGUAAAAGUGAAGUGGUGGCCAGUAGUUCCAAUGCUAAGAAGAAGAAGAAGUAAACACAAUGACUAUUUAUAUAUAUGAUAUUCACAUGAGAUUUAGUACCCUAAAAAAACAACGCAUAUAACUACAACAACAAUAACAACAAAAGCAGCAGCAUUAGUAAUAGAAUACCACACAUACGAUUUAAGAAAUACCCUACAAAGCUCUGAUUACUUAAAGAUUUAUCUUUUGCAUGAAACACAUACGUAAAGCAUAAUUUAUCAAAAAAAAAAAAACAAAUAAAACAGAGGCAGUUAAUCCUUCGAAUUCAUACAUACCAAUAAUACGACACCCCACGCUCCCUUCCCUCUCAUACGAUUAAAUAUAUUAUAUAUUAUUAAUUUUCAUUCAUAUUAAAUUCCACUUAAUUGUAUAUCAGUUUUUAAGUAAAAUAUAUAUGCCGAUAAAUGUUACAGAACAAAAAGAAAACCA